Messenger RNA from Rhododendron vialii, 1672 nucleotides. RefSeq names its product transcription factor-like protein DPB. The coding region runs from base 165 to 1268 and encodes 367 amino acids. The record is from RefSeq and is a predicted model, not a curated record. Gene Ontology annotation, cellular component: nucleus; transcription regulator complex. Gene Ontology annotation, molecular function: RNA polymerase II transcription regulatory region sequence-specific DNA binding; DNA-binding transcription factor activity, RNA polymerase II-specific. Gene Ontology annotation, biological process: regulation of cell cycle; regulation of transcription by RNA polymerase II. NCBI's taxonomy places the organism in Eukaryota, Viridiplantae, Streptophyta, Magnoliopsida, Ericales, Ericaceae. The transcript is spliced from 9 exons.
GGAAAAAACAAAAAACAAAAUAGCAAACCUGCAAAUCGCAUCUCUGUUCAUCAAAUCACUCCUCCUCCCACCAAACCCUCACAUACCUCCCAUUCCGAACGCACGACAAUUCUCCUCACCCAAACCCUUGAUGAGCUUUCAUCCUCGACCUUAAUUACUCGAAAAUGGUCAGCGGAGGGAGCAAUCCCCAACACGACGGCGUUUCCAGGGGCGGCGGCGGAGGAGCCAUCACGACGACUAGGUCGUGGGGCACCACGGUCUCCGGCCAGUCCGUGUCCACCAGCGGCAGCGUGGGGUCCCCGUCCAGCAGUGCCGCGAUGGCCACUCCGUCCGGGGAGGCGGCCGCGGCGAUGGCUGCCGCCGCCGCCGCCGCCACCCCGGACAGCGAGAAGACCGCUUUAAGGUUGAACCAUCUCGACAUUCAAGGGGACGAGGCCGGAUCUCAAGCGGCUGCCGCGGGCAGGAAGAAAAAAAGAGGUCAACGAGCAGUUGGAGCGGAUAAAAGUGGCAGAGGGCUCCGACAGUUUAGCAUGAAAGUUUGUGAGAAAGUUGAAAGCAAGGGAAGAACGACUUACAAUGAGGUUGCAGAUGAACUUGUAGCUGAAUUUGCAGAACCUAGCAAUAGCCUGACAUCUCCAGACAAGCAACAGUAUGAUGAGAAAAACAUACGGCGAAGGGUAUAUGAUGCGUUGAAUGUCCUCAUGGCAAUGGACAUAAUAUCCAAGGAUAAAAAGGAAAUACAGUGGAGGGGUCUACCUCAAACUAGCUUGAGUGAUAUCGAAGAGCUUAAGGCGGAGCGUCUUGGACUAGGAAAUAGGAUUGGGAAAAAAGCAGCUUAUUUGCAAGAACUGGAGGAGCAAUUCGUAGGCCUUCAAAACCUUAUACAUCGGAACGAGCAACUAUACAGUUCCGGAAAUUCUCCAAGCGGUGGUGUAGCUUUGCCUUUUAUACUGGUGCAGACUCGACCCCAUGCAACUGUUGAGGUGGAAAUAUCAGAAGAUAUGCAGCUGGUGCAUUUUGACUUCAAUAGCACCCCUUUUGAGCUGCAUGAUGACAAUUAUGUUCUCAAGGCAAUGAAAUUUUGCGAAAGACCGCAGGGCGAUGUGGCUGCACCAAAUUCAUCUGCCGAUGGAGGUGAAGGGUCCAGUAUGUCCAACAUGUUCCAACCUCACAUAUCUCACCCGUCCCGAUCAAACAAUCCGGAUAGGCCUCUCAACUCACCUCCUCUUCCCGGAAUACUAAAGGCACGCGUUAAGCAUGAACACUAGUGUGUAAGUUUCGAGGUUUCUUUUCUAACUAGGAGCAAUAAUCUCAUUAGUAGUUGUAUAUUGUGUAUAAUAUAUUUCCGGAAGGGGAGGGGGGGGGGGGGGGUGGGGUGCUCCUUUUGAUGGUUAAUUAUCUUAGGUUUUGUUGCAAUUGAUGGAAUAGAAAGUAAUGUGCAGAUCUUUCUGCUUUGAAACUUCAAAGAUGGUCCCAUUCCGGUUCCGUCAAUUCUGUUAACAUUUUCGUGAUAGGUUUAUGUAAUCGGUUUAUUUUUUCGCCUGUCUUUAUCCCAUGAUGUAGGGGCAAUGGAAUCAUAUUUGUAUUGGACAAACACAGAACUGUCAAAUUGCAUAAGAAGAGAAAAUUUAUCCACCAAUUGGGCUGGCAGGCCUGUAUUUGAACUGCUUGA